AUGAAUGACGUUGCGGAGGGUGUACCCGGCGCCGCCGUGCCUGAAGGCCAAGGGCGAGCGGGCUCAGGCUCUUCCCCGCAUAGCCUUGAUGCCGGCCGACGGACGCCCGCCGAUGUGGAGAGCGCGCUGGAGAUGAUCCGGCAGAAGUUCCCGGAGAAGCGCUACCCGAGCGUGUCGCUGGAGCAGGUGUGCUUCGUGGCGCAGCCGCCGCCGCUGCCGGUGGUGCCCGUGCUGCCCGACUGCCUGCGCCUGCCACUUGUGGAGGGUGUUACAAAUGAUGUCACGGUGUCCAGCUUGGUGACACCAGCUCAUUUCUUCCUUCAACAACCAACACAUCCAACGUUCCCAGCAUUGGCACGACUGGGUGCUUGCAUGGAUGCCACUUACGGCGAAAUGGAUACACCAGCUGUACCUACUGUACAAGCUGGUAUAGUUGUAGCAGCACCUGUGAUGGGUAGCUGGUACCGUGCAGAAGUUGUAGCUGCUGAAGAAGAGGCAGACUCCUGCCAAGUUCGUUAUGUAGAUUAUGGAGGUUAUGAAGUGCAGCAGAACGCUGCCCUUCGCCAGAUUCGUUCUGACUUCAUGACCCUGCCCUUCCAAGCUGUUGAGUGUUACCUGGCCAAUAUUCUUUGCAAAACAGAUGAAGAGGAAGGCUGGAGCACUGAAGCCUUGUCCCUGAUGGAGCAGAUGACUGCAGGCCAAGUGCUGCAGGCUCAAGUGUGUGGCUACUGUGAAGAUGGUGUUCCUGCAGUGGCCCUGUAUGCUGCGGUUGGCACACAGGUGGUGUCGAUUGGAGAGGAGCUGGUGGCUCGUGGGUUUGCGCAGUGGUGGGAACCUGCAGACGGGUAGAGCCUUGUGACCCUCUUUCUUCCCCGCCUUGCCCCCGGGUGUGAGCCCACCUUUUUGUGUGAUGUUUAACCAGGUUAAGUAUUACUUGCAAAUGUGAUAACGGAGUUUUGAUGUAUAUGUUUCACUCAGAAGGUUUAUUUUUGUUGUGUAGCUGCUGAUUCAAGUUUUGCUGUUAGCUCUGCUAGCUUUUGGCAAUGGCCAGGGCUUGUAAUUUUAUAAGGGGUACUGUAGAGUAGAUUCAAAUUUUUGCAUACAGAUUUAUUUUGUUACAAAUAUAAAUAUAAUAUAUAUAAUCACCCAGAUGCAGGGAAAUGUUAAAUGUUGAUCCUGAUGUUACGUUGUAAGCUGAACACAAAGUAACAACAGUGUCAGUUGUGCACACUUGUGUGGGGUCAGGGUGCUCCCACGCCAUAGCUGUGUGGGGCAUUGAGUUGGCAUGCUGGGCCUCACACUGCUUUUGGAGUUGUUCCUCAGCUCUCUUUCUCCAGUUGUACUUGGGCAGUAGGGCUAAUCUAAUACUGUAUUCUUUUGUAUCUAUAGUAAUUUAAAUAUAUUUCAAGUUAAACUGUUUUCUGGUGUUUUAUUUUAUCCCUAAUGCCCUUUUUUGCAAAAAUAAAAUGCUAAAUAAUAACAAAUUGAGAAAUAUUGUUGAUACCAGUUGAAAAAGCUUUCAUAAAAAAACAUAAAAUAGCAUUGACCUGAAGAGACAAUGGUAUAUAAAACAGUGUUAGUGAAAUUAUAGGGUGUUUAAUUCUAUUUUUACCACUAAUUUAAAGAAAUAAUGUGGUGCAAAAACAAAUUGAAAAUAUCCCUGGUGCUUCACGUAAGUACUCCCAAAUUUUGAAGAAAGUUUUUCAAAAUCGCAGCACCUUGAGUCGAGCUAGAUUG
Messenger RNA from Gryllus bimaculatus (two-spotted cricket), 1737 nucleotides. Lineage: Eukaryota; Metazoa; Arthropoda; Insecta; Orthoptera; Gryllidae. The record is from the annotation of a GenBank genome assembly.